Molecule: messenger RNA, 1761 nt
Organism: Drosophila arizonae
Lineage: Eukaryota; Metazoa; Arthropoda; Insecta; Diptera; Drosophilidae
Product: protein anon-37Cs
Molecular function (GO): polyamine oxidase activity
Source: RefSeq, a predicted model, not a curated record
UUUAUCAUAUAUUAUUCACUGUUCUGGCAUAGAAAAGUGUAUUUGGGAAAUGUGUCAAUCCGAUAGUUUUGUUGUAAACCCAAAUCAUAGAGCACUCGCAUUCAUAACAAAAUUUCACUGUUUUCGCAAAACACCCAGAAACUGAUCAGGCCUGUUGACACUUUGAUCUGAAAUGUUAUGUAUAAACUAGCCAAUAGGCGCAGCUUAUACAAUGCAGCAGCACUCCAAGCUGAGCUCACCGGGCUGCAACAGCAUGGAAGCAGCCACCACGACUUCAACCAUAAUCUGGAGUCUGCCAAACGGAAUGCCCAGAUUGUGAUAGUUGGCGGUGGGCUGGCAGGCUUGUCAGCGGCCAAGCAUCUACUGUUGAAUGGUUUUCAUAGUACGCUCGUCCUGGAGGCAACGGAACGCUAUGGUGGUCGUAUUAACUCCAAGCGCUUUGGCGACACAUUUUGUGAGCUGGGCGCUAAGUGGGUUAACAUUAAUGGCUCCCAUGAUUCCAUGUACGAGCUAUUGCGUAAUGCCGAAGGCCUGACAAAACAGCUGAAGCAGCCGUCGCCCGUCAUUUAUGUGCACACAGUGGGUGAUGGUAAGCAAGAUCAACAGAGCAAGGUGCCAACUGGCAUGGUUGAACAGAUAGAUACGUUGUUCCGAGACUUGUGCCGCGGAUUCAAGGUGCGCGAUAAAGUGAAGAGUGGCGGCGAUUUGCACUCGUUGGACAAUGUCAUGGCAUAUUUUCAGUCGGAGAGCGACAAGUUGAUAGCUUCAUCCUUUAAGCAGCCCGGCGAACAGGCAAUAGCACGCGAGAUUUUCCAGUCGCUGUUCAAGGACUUCAGCAGCAUAUUGGGCUGCUGUCUUGAGUAUGUGAAUAUCCAGCAUGUUACCUCAUGUCCGUUGGAGCAGGAAGCGCAUCCGAUUUACGUGCCCACUGGCCUGGACAACGCCGUCAAUGCGCUAACCCACGACUUGAACAAACAGCAGCUGCAGACAGGCAAACCCGUCGGCCAAAUACAGUGGAAGACGCCCUCAGAUACGCAAUUUGUGGGUUGCCUCGACGGCAGUCUGUAUAGUGCCGAUCAUAUAAUCUGUACGCUGCCUUUGGGCGUGCUAAAGAACUUUUCUGGUAUCCUGUUCAAGCCCAUGCUGCCGCUGGAGAAGCUACAAGCCAUAAAGAAUCUAGGUUUUGGUAAUCCAGUCAAAAUCUAUCUUUCCUACAAACGGCCCAUCAGUCGGUGGCUCAAGUCGAAUCUACGUCCGUUAUGUCCAUUACAGCAAGCAAAUCCCAGCGCGGCCAUUGAAGCAACAGAUGCAAAUCUAAAGCGAAGCUGGACUCGACAGAUUGUAGAAAUAUCUCAGCUGCCCAGCAGCCAACAUGUCCUCGAAGUACGCGUUGGUGGCGGGUACUACGAUGAAAUUGAGAAACUGCCUGAUGCGAUGCUUCUAGAGCAGUUUACAAUGCUAUUACGAAAGUGCCUGUGCAACCAGAAUGUGCCCUACCCGCAGGCCAUGCUGCGCUCCAACUGGAAUAGCUCCGCGUGUUUUCUAGGCGGCCGACCUUAUUUCUCCGUCGACAGCAGCGCUCGCGAUGUCCAGUCCUUGGCGGCUCCUCUUGGCGAUGCAGCACCAACACUCCUCUUUGCAGGCGACGCCACCGCAAUGCAUGGAUUUGGAACCAUUGACGGAGCACGUUCCAGUGGCAUACGUGAGGCGCAACGUAUUAUCGACUUUUACAACAUGAAGCACAGUGUCUAAAAAAAAAAA